AGGACAACUUACAAGGGGUGCCCCCUAUUCGCUCAUUGCCGUUUCGACUACAUUAGGGGUAAUACGCGAGCUCGUAACUCGAUAUAGUCUGCGUGAGUUUGCGAUAUCGUUUUUGGAGUUGAACUUUCGGCAUGUUUUGAUUAAAAUGACGUCAGAAAGUGGGAGCAGUUCUUUUUGUUUCUGGCUCACAUUGUUGUCCAAGUGAGCUGGGCUUAUACAGGAUUUAUACAUCAAUUUGGCAGCCAACAAAGGAUGUACAUGUAUAUCCAUUCUAGACUAGAAUGACGAAGCUGUCUUCUUAAUUAUGACGUCACCAAACUAUGUCUCAUCUCGACAGCAUUAAAGGACGUUAUAGAGAGUUUAUCGAGAGAGGGCGUGUGUUUUCUCUCUUCGGACGAGUGAAUUUUAAAGGCUCCGUCAUGUUUCAUGCCGAUCUUUCUCAGUUGUUCCCCUGGAUGCUAGCCAUCUUCACCGUGCUGGGACUAAUCGCGUGCUGUGCAUGGUUUUACAAAUGCCUCAAGAAAUGCAACGACCGUUGUUCACUCCUCCGUACACAGCACAGCAUAAAUCACGGGUCACAAUCGUCAAGACCAGACCCUCACGACUUCUACCAAGUCGGAGCCUACAGAACACGACCAACAGGGAGCGUGCACGUCGCAUCGACGUCGCUUUCGACGCCGCUGGUCAGUACGAUGAGGGAAAGUUACGCGUACCGCGGACCGUUCGCUCUCAAAACGCACUAUCCACCAUACGCGCAUCUCGCACCGCCGCCGUCGUACGACGAGGCGAUGUCGUCGCCGAGUGCCGCAUCGCCAACAGCAUUCGUGGUCAACGUCGGACAGGCUUCGGCCCAGGAAACGACUGAAAUGGAAGCGACGGAAGAGGCUGGCAAUGAAGUUGAGCAGAUUGUUGAAGAGGAAGAAGAAGAGGUAUCUAUAGAUGAGAUUAAUGAUGACGAUUUAGCUCGUCUAACUGAGGCUUCGAGUGGCCAAAGCGAACACAGGCAUCGAGAAAAUAACUUAUGAUGAUUGCCUUGAUAUCCAAACAUGAUAAGUAUGAAUGAGAACUGUAUCGAACAAUAUAUCCGCAGCCAAUUGCAAGUACGCCACUAAUUGAAUUUCUUAUUUACUUGCUGCUAUAUUAGGUAAACCUGACACAUGACGAAUAUGCCUCGAUAUCCGUCACACGAAGGUCGGCGAACGAUACUUCGAUACGACUCUCAAGAUAGCAAUAAUUCGAACGCGAUAGCUUUUUUUCACCAAUGGGCCAAGAAUUUAUUUGAGAGUCAAGAAAGAAUCGGUUGCUGAUGUGACAAGGAGGGAUAACAUAUGCAUCGACAACAAAAAAAACUUAAUUCGAUGUCGGCGUCGUUCUAGACAAUGCACUGAUGCAUUUUGCGUGUCUAUCGAAGGUUUAUUCACGGUUGCAAAUUAAAAUGAUUCUAUUGACAGAAAUGACGAUCUGAUCAGAAUGAUCAAAACCUUAUUAUUUUACAAUAAUAUGGUAUAUAGGGCUAUUGCGGGGCCUAUUGGUCUUGUAUGUUGGGAUUGGGCUUAAACGCGCUGACAUAGCCAAGGAAGAAUGUACCCGUCUUAACUCACAAACUUGC
Messenger RNA from Lytechinus variegatus (green sea urchin), 1609 nucleotides. RefSeq lists its product as uncharacterized. The coding region runs from base 321 to 1025 and encodes 234 amino acids. Lineage: Eukaryota; Metazoa; Echinodermata; Echinoidea; Temnopleuroida; Toxopneustidae. The transcript is spliced from 3 exons. The record is from RefSeq and is a predicted model, not a curated record.